AUGUAUGUUGAUGAUUUAAUCAUCACUGGGUCAAGCCAUGUCAACAUUGACAAGUUCAAGCGAGAGAUGAUGUCAAUAUUCCAAAUGAGUGACCUUGGUCUACUCAUCUACUUCCUCGGCAUUGAGGUGAGCCAGGGUGAAGGUGGUAUCACGCUCUGCCAAAGCGCUUAUGCUAGCAAACUCUUGGAGAGGAGCGGCAUGGAGGGGUGCAACACAUGUCAUGCGUCGUUGGAGGAGCGGUUGAAACUCUCCAAGGCAAGUACGACACCACCAGUUGACGCGAUGCACUACCGGAGCAUUGUAGGUGGUCUGCGCUAUCUAGUGCACACACGGCCGGACAUUGUGUUCGUCAUGGGGUAUGUCAGCCAGUACAUGGAGGAUCCACGUGAAGAUCACUACGCGGCGGUCAAGCAUCUCCUCCGCUACGUGGCUAGCACUCACGAGUACAGUGUUGUCUACAAGAAGGAAGGAGGGGCCGCACUUGUGUUGACAUGGUGCAGCGGUAGUGACAUGGCUGGCGACCUUGAUGGCCGCAAGAGCACGACCAGCGUUCUCUUCCUCCCCGGCCACAGUCCCAUCUCCUGGCAAUCAGGACAGAUCGACCUCGAGUUCGCUGAAUCCGAACGGCAGCUCACGGACAUCCUCACCAAACCACUCGGCCGUGUUUGGUUCCAGGAGCUUCGUGCAAGGAUUGGCGCGAUCGAGAUCAAGAAGGCAUAA
This is a messenger RNA of Phragmites australis (common reed), 720 nucleotides long. RefSeq lists its product as uncharacterized. Lineage: Eukaryota; Viridiplantae; Streptophyta; Magnoliopsida; Poales; Poaceae. The transcript is spliced from 2 exons. The coding region runs from base 1 to 720 and encodes 239 amino acids. The record is from RefSeq and is a predicted model, not a curated record.